Ziziphus jujuba (common jujube) is the source of this 1371-nucleotide messenger RNA. RefSeq lists its product as uncharacterized. NCBI's taxonomy places the organism in Eukaryota, Viridiplantae, Streptophyta, Magnoliopsida, Rosales, Rhamnaceae. The record is from RefSeq and is a predicted model, not a curated record. The coding region runs from base 28 to 1371 and encodes 447 amino acids. The transcript has 5 exons.
UCAGCUUCUGAACCAUCACAGACUACAAUGAAAUUCCGAAAAAGUCCUCAAAUAGUUCCACUCAACUGCACUGCAUAUAACCUCACACAAUGCUCCUCCUCUUAUAACCCAACGGCGUCGUUCUCUAAAGAAAAUCGUAAGUCUCCAUCACCAUGCACGUGUCCUGAAUAUUUCCGAUGGAUCAAUGAAGAUCUGAGGCCAUGGGCCAACACAGGGAUAUCAAAAUACAUGAUAGAGAGGGCCCAAGAAGUAGCCCAUUUUAGAUUGGUGAUAGUGAAUGGGAAAGCAUACGUGGAGACAUACCGUACAGUGUAUCAGAGCAGAGAUAAAUUUACUCUGUGGGGAAUCCUACAGUUAUUAAGGAGAUACCCAGGAAAAGUGCCUGAUCUGGACUUGAUGUUUUUCGCUGGUGAUAUGCCUGAUCAUUUAACGGAUCGAUUUAGCGGGCCCAAUGAUGUGGAUGGCCCACCACCAUUGUUUCGCUACUGCAAUGAUAACGUCACCGGCGCAAUUGUCUUCCCUGAUUGGUCCUUCUGGGGAUGGCCUGAAGUAAAUAUAAAACCAUGGGAGAGUUUGGUGAAAGAGUUAGAAGAUGGCAACAAGAGGAUAAAAUGGGUGGAUAGGGAAAAUUAUGCUUAUUGGAAGGGAAAUCCUGGAGAAAUUCCAAUUAGGCAUCAGCUACUCAAAUGUAAUGUCUCUGAUAAACAAGACUGGAAUGUUCGCUCCUUUGUCCAGGAUUGGAGGCAAGCGUUUUACGAACGGUACAAGUAUUCAAAUUUAGCAAACCAAUGCAUUCAUAAGUUCAAGAUCUAUGUUGAAGGGAGAUCUUGGUCAGUGAGUGAAAAAUAUAUUCUUGCUUGUGAUUCACUUACCUUGUUUGUAAAACCAAAUUACUUCGAUUUCUUCACACGGAGUUUGAUGCCACUCCAACAUUACUGGCCCAUAAGGAACGAUGAUAUUUGUAGAUCCAUUAAAUUUGCUGUUGACUGGAGCAACACCCACCCAAAAGAGGCACAGGACAUUGGAAAAGCAGCAAGCAAGUUCAUUGUAGAGGAGUUGAAAAUGGAGAAUGUGUAUGACUACAUGUUUCAUGUUCUAAAUGAAUAUGCAAAGCUCUUAAAUUUCAAGCCCACAAUUCCACAAAAUGCUACUGAACUAUGCUUGGAGGCAUUGGCUUGCCCAGCAGAAACAUUAAAGAUGAGAAACUUUAUGGUGGAUUCGAUGGUCAAAACUCCUGCUCAAACUAGUCCAUGCAUCAUGCCUCCUCCAUAUACUCCCCCAUCACUUAAUGAUAUUCGCCAGAAAAAAGCAAGUUUAAUUAAACAAGUGGAAAUGUGGGAGAAAAAUUACAGGGAGUAUCAAACUAAUUAA